AUGGAUGAUGAGGCUGAAGUUGCGUCUGCGCGUGUUACACGCGCGCAUGGUUCCACGUCCAGCGUGGAUCGGGCGUCAAGGCAGAAGGAGGAGGAGGGGGAGGGGGAGGAGGAGGAGGAGGAGGAGGAGGAGGAGGAAGAGGAGGAAGAGGAAUCUUGGAUCUCAUGUAAUUUAGAGUGCUAUAGGGGUCGGCGUAGAAAGGAACUAUUCUGGCCUAACAUUCAGCUCUCAGCAGUACUAACUUGUCUUGAAAGUUAAAAACCUUUCUGGUCACAACCAUUACCAAUAGUGCGAAAACGGGUUUAAACUGCAUAACCUUAUCCCCAAGACAAAUGAUGAAUACUCAUCGCCGUCUUGCAAUCGGAGUACAUCGGGGCAAGUCACCGUCAGAUUAUGACAGCCACGUUGAGAACAAGACUUUUCAGUCGUAGUGGAUCUUUUGUGGAAUCAGUAGACGACAAUGCCCUGUACUUAUAGUUAAAAACCAAUUUUAAGGUAGCAGCAUCAGGUAAAACCCCUUUGUAGUAACUCCAAAACAAUAAUCAUGCUCUGGACGUCUAAGAAAGAUCCGAUUUUGCGUCUAGAAGAAUUUUCCGGUUGAAGAAUCGUUAAAAUUGCAGCGUUUUUUUUUACAAGAGAGUGAAGUGUUCUACCAGACUGCGAUCGACAAAGUGCAGUUCCGAGCGAAAUAUUUAAAAAAAUUCAGAGUGGACUGUUAAGGUGCUUGAAACUCGAAAAAUAAGGUUUGAAUAAAACACAAGGAAUGCGUCUCGCAGACGACGGCUCAGGUUGAAAAACUUCUUGUUCGUUACGCAAUACCACGGUGUGUAGGGUGACAGUGACACAUGACAGACACCAGAACUCAGACGCAUGGCUGGCCGCCGUAAGCGGAGGCCCAGGGAAAACAGACUUUUGUCUAGGUUCACCGUGAACCAUUUAACACGGCACAUGUGCAGCUCGCGUGCAAGCGAUCACAAAGUCAUGAUUCAACGUACUGACAGCACGGAUGCUAGUUUAAAGCCCAUACACGCGUGUUUCGCCGAUAUUCUGACGCUGUGCAGCACAGUUCCGGCUCAUCGGUCGGUCUCCCAACGUCCCACCUGCAUGUGCUUUCGGGUAUACGCUCCAGUUUUCGGAAAAGGGCAAAAGGUUGGGUCAUUCCAGCUCGACACUGUUAAUGCAUUUCUACACAGAAAAACUGGCAUCAAUUUUGACGGUACUUGAUCGGUCAGGUGGACGAAAAGCGCCACUAGUUCGCACGAACGAGCAGUGCAGUGCAAAAGUACGAUCAGCGCCAUGGGGAAAGUUACUGCAUUAAAACGAUGCGUGCUCACUUCUACGCACGCAUGCUAGAAUGCAAGAACAAUGGAAGGCCACUUGGAAGUCAGCGAAUAACAUUCAAGUCAGACUUAGGUCCCUGGAAGACAGAUGGUCGUAAAAUUUGGAGACAGGUUGCGCAGUCAGAUCUCGAAAAUUAAUUAUUAAAAUGGGAAGGAGAAACGCUUUGCUAGGUACAGUAGUCGCUCGCUAUAUUGUGCUUUGACUUUCGUGGCUUUGCUCCACGGUGGAUUUUAGAUGCAGGCACGUCUAGCUACGAACCGGGGUUUUUUCGCUGGUUUGUGGGCCAUUUUCUUUCUGGUACACACUUUCUUAGUUGGUUUGCCCGCUUGAUUUCAUAGACGGGAUGACCGAUAAACUACUCAAUCAGAGCACGCGGCUAAGUGUAUUGGCCGCUGAUUGGCUCAGCAAGGGAGAGCAACAUUCGAUCUAGCUUUGUUUUAACCGACGUCUCGUCUAACGCAUUCAGUAUGAGCGUGUUUCGAUGUGUAAAGUGUUAACUGCUGUGCUUAUGUUUGUUCUUUGUGCAUAAACAUUGUGUUUACGUAAAGUAUUUCAGCGAAUUUUACCUGAUAUUUAAUAGGAUAUACAGGUUUCAUGCUGUAUAACUGUGUGAUAAAUACCUACGAGAAUGUGGAAGGCGGGUUGUAAAGGCCUAAAAUACAUAAAGACGACGAUAAAAACAUUUGGUUUUUAAUUUCGUGGACUUUCACAUCUCGCUGAGGAUUCUGGAACGCAACCCCGCGAUCGAGGAGGGACGAAAGAGCGAUUGCAUGAGUGUAGACAGUCGAUGUUCAUGUGUGUGCACUCAAAACUAUACCAACGAAACGCGAUGGAACGCGUUUUGGCACUAUUUACACCAUCUGAACGUGAGAAUAUAUGAUUCCAAGGGUGCUGCCGUUGAACCCAGACAUUCGAGGGUCCUCGAGUUAUGUUGAGCCCAGCAAAUUCAGGAGAAACACGCCGACAUGUGUCAGAGGCUCCAAGCAUCGGAAAACAAAGCAGCCUACCGUACCAGAAGGCGGACUGAAAGCCCGCUCACCUUUGAUCUCGUAAUGAUUGCGACUCGAUCAAACAAUGGAAUUCCUCCCGUUGCUUAGGUUAGAACUUAAACACUCGAAGAACCAACUGUCAGAUGGCGUUUUGCCGAGAAACAUCGACACUUCCCUUAUCUCUUGAUUAGAUGGGGUAAAGGAGAGACAUUGGCAUGAAUCAGAUUUCAAUCUUGAUAGUGAGGCAUGUGUAAGCGAUUUCGAAUCUUUUGCUGUCAGGUGCUUAUUUUCUGGGCAAAACCCAAGGUUGCUAACGUUAGGAGAUUUUGUUUACGAUAUUCCAAAUGAUGUUAUCAUGAACUGAAGUCAAAUAAAUGCCAAAACCCAGGACGAUGGUUAGGUUUUAGGACCUACUCAAACGCAUCUUCUGGGUACACCGGGCAGCACAAAUGACGAUAGUGCGUUUCGAAACGAGAAUCCACGAGGAAACAAAACCAAGAAGACCGCGCUUUUAUUUAGUUGGACCGCACAGGCGGCUGGUAGCUAGUGCUAACAUUGACUUUAGCACAGAAGGAGCCGCUGGUCGACGGUUCGGUUAAGUUUGCCUCGUUCACAUCAUCUAGUGUGCACGUCAAGGUCACGUUAACUGAUCAAUCUGUGUGUAUGAGGCCUCUAAACGGGCCACGUGUUAGAUGCGCUGGACCAACACGGGGGCCACAUCGUACUCUGGCAGGCGUUAUCUUUGCGCAAUAACAAAUGCCCGCAUCUAGGGGGCGCGCUGGCAGACCCUAUUGUCGGCAAUCGUCGCACAACUGGACCACUGCCAUCACUCUAUUGUUUUGUGGUCAAAAUCCUGGUCAUUUUUGUGUGGACCAGGGGGUGCGGAGUGGAGCGCCAAGGCGAGGAUCCGUCCAAGCCAUCCAUCUGCGGCCUCCCUCGUCUCCGGUCUUCCUGACUCUGUCUUGACACCGGGCUCAGGCGCGGGAGGAGGAGAGAGUGUAGGUAGAUGUUACGCAAGUCUACUGGCACUAUAAACCCCUGCGUAAGUCAGCGUCUCCGCUCCCACAAUGCAGUCUGUGGGACACACGGUGGACAUCGUCGAAAUCGACGGUCGAACUGUCGUAUGAGCCUGACAGUCUAAAGCGCAUGCUGAAAGGCGGCUGGAGCGGCCUUGCAGCUGCGACCCUCCUGAUCAGCUAGCCGUCCCAUGGGGGUGGAAAGCGCUGCCAUGUCAGGCGAGCAGACGAGAUUUUAAGCUCCGGAUGGUGGCUUGUUCUUUUGCUGUGCUCUGAAUGGUGGCUGUUGUCGCCACGCUUACGAUGCCCUAGGUGGAUUUCGAACCCUUCUCAUGCAAGUGGGAUGAUAGGCACCAAUUCACUUGCAGCGAUGUUAUCAAACAGCCUACCCGUACAGACAAUUAUUGACGCUCCGAAGAUCACUUAGACCACCUUUCAGGAUUGUGUGGUGGUCUGGCUUAUCUAUUCAAAAAUAGAGCACUGUUAAAGGAUGUAAGUAAUCUGCAAAUCGGACAAAUUCUGCAAAAUCUUGGAUUUUCGCUUUUUCAUUUCCACAAAAAUUACCUAUGAACUUGGAGUAAGGUGAUACCAAACUCACAGCACAGGUACUAACCAACAGCCCAUACACGUGUGUUUCGCCGAUAUUCUGCCGCUGUAUGGCGCACCUGCGAGGGGUUCAGCUCGUGAGUGGGUACCCCAGCGUUCACCGUCUGUUUACUGGUAGAUACUCCAUGUCGCGCCAUGCAGCGGCAGAAUAUUGGCGUUUGGGCUUUUGGCUACUACGUGUGCUGUGAGUAUGGUAUCACCUUACCCUAAUGUAUACUGCUAACUGCCUAUCGGCAGUUAAUGAGUAUUACGCGGUUACCGGCUGUGGCUGAUGGACUUUGGCCCAAAUAUUCCUGUACAAAAUUCUCGGUCUGAGCCUAUAAACCUUGAAUAAACUGAUCUACUUCAUGUUCGCAGUUAAUUUCUGAGGAAAUUAAAAAGUGACAAUUUCUACAUUUAAGUAUCUACCAGAAAACAGACGGUGAACGCUAAGGAAUCUACUGGCGAGCUGAACCCCUAGCAGCUGCGCCAUACAGCGACAGAAUAUCGGCGAAACACGCGUAUAUGGGCUCUUGGUUAGUACCUGUGCUGUGGGUAUGGUAUCAUCUCACCUUAAAGUCUUGGAUGCCCAGUUUUCUCGUCAAUGAUUCUUUUGGGGUUAAAAAAAUAUUUAAUUUCGGGUAUCCAAUUGGCAGUGUUGGUUGACUUGGUAUUUGGGAAUGUCGGACUUCCAAGAAGGAUACUGAUGAAGAUAAAGAACACCGAGAGGGUUGUUUUGGGGUGUUUAGUCGUUGCCAGACAACCAUAACCAACCCGCGUUCGGAUAAUUAGGAAAUGGAACCCGGAGUUUAUCACAGAACCACGAGUUAGUUGGCCCGUCGGAUACAACUAGCCAUGGCAUGGCAGGAUCACGACGGCUGUCCCGCAAUUCGAACGAUGAACGCGCAACCUCCAAGACAAUGGUUCUGUCGAAGUACAAUGCCCAGGAACAAGAGAGUUCCCAAAUUACAAGUGAGCAAAGACGGACUCGGUAGAGCAAAUCUAACAGCGGCGAGGGAGUGUACGCGCGGCUCAACAGGCGGUGAAAACAAGUGCUCUCAACACCCACGUCGACCGUCUAAACAGUUCGUCCGGGCGCAUAGGGUGUGUCUGCGUCAGUGCUUAGCGCGACUGCGAACUAUCGAUGAAAACAAAAAUAUUGAUCGACGCCACGGCGUGGGCUUCCCAAAGGCUGAGUCAUAUGCGCGCAUACAGUGAUUGACAUGGGCGGCAUGGGCGAACGACCGCGUCAGCGGCUACGAGGGCGGUUUUCCACAAACUACCCAGACUUGAGAUUGGGUAUGUCUAUUCGAGGACGGUUAACAAGCCAGAAAUGGUCAUCCCAGGCUCCCCUGCCCUUGUCAGUAAUCUGUUUCUGCAUAUAUUACUGGUCGUUGUGAGACUGUUUGCGGAUUUAUAGACCCAGUUCCCAAACACAAGGGGGCGAGCAGGCCCGUGGCCCGAUCGAUGAACGUCUUUCCAACAAAAUCAAUAUUCGCGAUCGCAACUGACGGGACAACGGGCCUGAGGCAAAAUGGUAGGGCGUUAGACGUGAUGAACAAAGAUCCCGGCCUCGAACCCUAGGGGUUUGAUACGUCUGACUGUGGAUGGCUAAUAAGCCAAGCAUGCUCAUUCCAACCUCUCCUGCCUUUUUUUGGCUACUUCAGACUAUUGUCAAUAUAUGUGAUCGAAACCCACAGGACAACAAGCCCGUAGCUCAGUGGAUAGCGUUGGACACCUAACUGACAGGUCGCGAGUUCGAGCCCAGGGGUCGCAUACCUUGGGGUUGGGUAUGACAUGGCUAUCCUGGCCUCACUGGUCCUUGUCGGCUAUCUCAUGCUGCCGAUACUGAUUGUCGCUGUGUGAUUGCUGGUGGAGCUCUAGGUCGAGCCCCAAGGUGCAACGGUGCAACAAAUACGAUGCAAGUACUGACCUUCAACAGCAACCGCCCAAUCAGCCACAAACACAGUUGUGUAAGGACGCUCUAUCGGCGUGUCGAAACGCACUGCAGUGAGACGGAAGACAAGAUUGCCGAAAUGCAAUACCUCCGACGGGUCUUCAAAGUCAAUGGCUACCCGCGCAACUUCGUCAACAGGUGCAUACGGAAAAGGGACGAAAGACCUAACUGCACGGACCCCAAAUUUUGGCAAGCACCUUCGUAUGUCAAGAACAUUUCGGAAGCUGUCGGCCGCCUUCUCGCACCACUUGAGGUUGGAGUUGCACACAGACGGAGGCAACUAUCAGGCGUCAGGAACUGAAGCCAAAAGACCGGCUGCCAUGGCAAGAAACGUCUGGAGUCGUUGAUCGGAUCUGAUGUAGUUGCGGACAAAGCAAAUACGUCGGAAAAACCGGAAGGCAGAUCCGAACGAGAAUGGCCGAAUACGCUGCAGCGGUGCGGAGAAAUGACGUCAACUCUCAAGUUGCGGCCCAUUCGACCAGAUCCGGUCACACAUUCAAAUUCGACGAGGCCGAAAUUCUCGCCAGAGGUGACAACAGCGUGAGCUGGGAGCUGCUUGAGUCAUGGUUUGCUGCCCCCCAGUCCAUUAGCAAGUGCAAUGACCUUCCCCUUCCAUACUCAGUGCUGAGACUUCGCCUAGGCGGAGUAAUUAUCCACGUGGGAAGCGCACAGGUCAACACUUUUCCCAACGCCAGGGUCGGUGCGUCAGAUGGUCGAGCAAUCAUCACACCAUCAUCCAACUCACGUGAUGAAAGUGCAGCAAUUAACGACGCGAAUGUCGGCUAUCAAACAGUUAGCACACCAAGUGCAACGAUCCCUGAUGAAGGGGAGAGAGCCGUGAAUAUUCAUAGGUAUGCGGUAGCAAUGAUGACUGCAUCCUAUAAAUACUGCAGUCCCUUGUGUAUGAGCCACCCGUAUCUGCUUUUGUCACUGAUGAUGGGUUCGGGCAGGAAUCCGAAACGUCAGGCUAAUAAAGCCCUUGUCCCAGUGAUCGUGUCUCCUUCUUCAGGGCACUUUUACCAAUAUGUCGUCACGGAUUGCAAAGGCGACGCCAUUACCGCAUCUUUCUGACUUUGGGCGUCUUCCACAGGAGAAGAUGUAGCUGGCACCCACCGUCUGCAGUUGGCUUUGUUCGGUGAAGCGGGUCUCAACGGGAGCAGCGGCGUCCACCUUGUAGAGCGCCGUCCUACAAACCGGCCGAUUGCUCCUAACAUUACAGGCAGACUGAAAGAGUGGACUCACCUUAGCAGCCUUUGGGUUGGAACGGAAAACAGAGGAACAAGGGUUGUGGAGGUUAUUUAUUGGACUUCGACCACGAGGUUUGCAUCUACGAGCCACGGUAUACUCGCAGAUGGCAUGAUUUCCCAGCAUUUAUUUAGGUCACCUUCCCUAAAUAAGGCUGUUUAGACAGUCCAGACGGCCGUCCAAGUCCAUUAUGGCUCAUCACCUUGUUUAGUAAAGAGUGAUCCAACUUAACCUGGACUGCCCACGGGACUGCGUGUCGCCCUUUACUCAGGGAAUUUAAGUGGAAUUCAUCUCAAUAUUGACACACCUAACGCACCUUGCACAUCCGCAGACUCCCUUAUCCCCAACUCAAUCAAUUCAGCAUCAACCAGCAAGCCCGCCACCAGCUGUCGCUGUGCAUGCAUGUGACGCAUCGGCCUGGUGGGUUACUUGCGGAUGUAUUGUACAGAGAGUGGCGCACCAGAGCCUGGAGCACCGACAUACACCCACCGCCACCAUCUCAACUGCCCGCACGGUCCUCGCACUUUCGCAUGGGCCUAUUUGGCCACAUGGAACCCCAUGAAAACUUACGGUAAUUACCCGCAAGCGGGACCAAAGCCCCGCGUAUUUCCUCCACCAACGCAUGCUCCACAAAAAUGAAUAGCUCCAACAUCUUACACCACCAGCACCUCACAUAAAUGAAGGUGUGCUCUUCAGCUCUUUUCUCAUCUGCUAAAUUUGGGAUCCGAGCAGACUACCCCCUCUUUAGUGAAAUCCUGUGUGUGUGUGUGUGUGUGUGUGUGCCCUCUAAACGGGCCACGUGUUAGAUGUGCUGGACCAACACGGCGGCCACAUCGGACUCUGGCAGGCGUUAUCUGUGCGCAAUAACAAAUGCCAACAUUUGCGGGGUGCGCUGGCAGACUCCGUUGUCGGCAAUCGCCGCACAACUGGACCACUGCCAUCACCCCAUUGUAUUGUGGUCAAAAUCCUGGUCAUUUGUGUGUGGACCAGGGGGCGCGGAGUGGAGCGCCAAGGCGAGGAUCCGUCCGAGCCAUCCACCUGCAGUCUCCCUCGUCUCCGGUCUUCUUGACUCUGUCUUGACACCGGGCCCAGGCGGGGGCGGAGGAGAGAGUGUAGGUAGAUGCUACGCAAGUCUACCGGCACUAUAAACCCCUGCGUAAGUCACGUCCCUGCUCCCACAAUGCAGUCUGUGGGGCACACGGUGGAUAUCGUCGACAUCGACGGUCGAACUGUCGUGUGUGCGUGAGGUGUAGGGGUUUCAGCGGUGGGUUCACGUGAUGGUCGUAGUGGUCGCUCACUUGCUUGCAGGUGAGACUACGCCUAGCGUCCACUUGCUGGCACCUAACUCUCACCUGUGGCUCCAUGUACCUGGGCUCUGCUCAGCGGCCACACCCCGGGCAACCGUCUCCACCGACGGGCUAAACCAGGUGAGGGUAUCCGUGCGUGCAUCUGCACGCGCUGUAAUGCGGUCUGCGCUAGCCGGAUGGAUCUUCGCGUCGACACCGUCGAGACGAGGCUCUUCCUGGACCAUCGCAGGAGGCCACCAGGUAAGUUCUUCUUCAGGUAAGUGCAUUUGCUCUGUUUCUUCCUUUUGUCUGUUGAAGUGCCGUGUCGUAUGCUGCUCUUGCUGCCUGCCCUCUAUAUGCUAGUCUGUCUGUUAAUAGCUAAAUGAAACUCUCGAUGCCUGCUGCGACUGUAUGUCUGUCAGUCUAUGCCUCUCUCUGCUAAUAGCUACGUGUUACGGUGCUUGACUUUGAGUGGUGCCCUCACAUUUGUAUCUGACUGAUGACCGUGUCCGCUUGUCCACCCUAGCUAGCUGUAAGUCCCAUAGCGUUAGGUUGUGUGUAUGCUCUCUCCUACUUCACUCCCUCACAUCACCAUCACCACCAAGGUCCCAGGCUAAUUCGGGUCGUUCUCUCACUAACAAAAAGUGGCCCAUAGUGGAGUCCGGCAGCCGUCUGGGAUAACCGGGCAGCCCUGUUCGGGGAUGCGUUGCCUGCCCUCGCUAGGGGGAGGGGGCUAGAAAAGGUGCCCUAAAGAUCGCUGGGAACCACGCUGUCUGUAGGCUGGCCGUGGCCGCAGACAAAAAAACCACACGGUCGAGACAGCCAAAACCGAAACAACAACAACAAUCACUCUCUUCCUCUUCCAGCCUAUUCUUCUUCUUCUUCUCCUACUCCUACUUUUCGCCGCCGCAGUCGCCAGACUGGCAGGGUGAGCCCGCUCACUCUGGCAGCGUGGAAUGUUCGUUCCCCUUUAGACAAUCCGAGGAGCAACCGACCGUAA
Messenger RNA from Spirometra erinaceieuropaei, 9419 nucleotides. The record is from the annotation of a GenBank genome assembly. NCBI's taxonomy places the organism in Eukaryota, Metazoa, Platyhelminthes, Cestoda, Diphyllobothriidea, Diphyllobothriidae.